AUGGCAACGAAAGGAAAAUUCCCUGCGACAGCAGGAUCCAUAGUUGUUCCUUAUGGACAUGUGACUGGAAAUGAGAAGUGGAGAGGGUCAGAGAUAGCCCGAAGGCUACAAGGGAAAGUUAGACUUGUCUUUGAAGAUGGCUUGGGGCUUGUGGAUUUUCAUCUUUCAAACAGAACUUGCAUUUUAUAUAUUUCUGAAGCAGAUUUAGUUGCAGGGGAUGAAUUCAAACGAAGAUUGGUUCGAUUUAGAAAUGCCAGCAAUCUUGGGGGAAUUGUAAUUGUAGAGAAGACCCAAAUAAGCGAUCAGUACUUCUUAGCAGUACAAAAGCUUGUUGUGCUAGAACUUGGAAUGGUGUUGCUCCCUGUGGCAAAUCAAGGAGAAGCUUCUCAACUUAUUACCCAGCUAGUCCGUGAACAAAGUAAGGAUCACAACAGUAACCGCUUUCUUCGUAAGCAGUGUUCUCAGCUGGCAGAGCCCUCAGUGUUCAGGACGGUGCAACAAAUUCCAGGAGUUGGGAAAACAAAAGCUCUGCUUUUACUGCAGCAGUUCGGAAGCAUCCACCGGCUUUGUAAUGCAUCUCUGGAAGAGCUUGAACUAGUAGUUGGACAAACGGUAGCACAACAAAUUUACAGUUUUUUAUGCUUCAAUCACUUUGCUAUGGAUUUCGCAUCUAAAG
Molecule: messenger RNA, 676 nt
Organism: Apaloderma vittatum (bar-tailed trogon)
Lineage: Eukaryota; Metazoa; Chordata; Aves; Trogoniformes; Trogonidae
Gene: FAAP24
Product: chromosome unknown open reading frame, human C19orf40
Exons: 5
Biological process (GO): interstrand cross-link repair
Cellular component (GO): Fanconi anaemia nuclear complex
Molecular function (GO): chromatin binding
Source: RefSeq, a predicted model, not a curated record